AUGAAACCCAGCAGUGACAAGUCCGUAUCUUUUGCGCCCGUGAAGCAAUCAGUGAAGCGCAGCAGCACAGCUGACGAGGAUGUGGCGACCCCAGCUCGUGCGAAACGACCAAGAAACGUUGCAGAGCCCGAAACUCCGGCCGAUAGCGAUGACGAGUUCGCUGAUGCACGAGCAACGCCGUUUGCUUCCCGUACACCUGCAAUGACAAGAACUCCUGCUUCGCGAUUGAGGAAAUCUACUUUGCCUGCGGUUAACGAUACGCCUGUCCUCAAGAACAGCGGUCAUGUCAAGUUUGGUGACGACGAUGUGAUUGGAGGCUCAGAUGAGGAUUUCGCCACCGCCGACGAAGCUGACUUGCCAGUAAAGCAAGUCGCCAGUGAGCAGGAUGAGGAAUCCGAGGAGGAGAGUGAUAGCGGCGACGAAGCUCCCGAAGCUGUUUCGAUGUCUACGGGUCGAACGGAGGCAAUUGAAAAGGAGCGUGAGGCACAAGAAGCAGCCAAGCUGUAUGUAUGCGGAUCAAGUUAUUUGAAAAUUGGGCUAAUGUUGUACACAUAG
Messenger RNA from Saitoella complicata NRRL Y-17804, 555 nucleotides. RefSeq lists its product as uncharacterized. The coding region runs from base 1 to 555 and encodes 184 amino acids. The transcript has a single exon. NCBI's taxonomy places the organism in Eukaryota, Fungi, Ascomycota, Saitoellomycetes, Saitoellales, Saitoellaceae. The record is from RefSeq and is a predicted model, not a curated record.